Molecule: messenger RNA, 3255 nt
Organism: Zasmidium cellare ATCC 36951
Lineage: Eukaryota; Fungi; Ascomycota; Dothideomycetes; Mycosphaerellales; Mycosphaerellaceae
Exons: 3
Coding region: 1-3255 (1084 amino acids)
Biological process (GO): RNA 3'-end processing
Molecular function (GO): nucleotidyltransferase activity
Source: RefSeq, a predicted model, not a curated record
AUGGCCGACCGGUUUGAUCACAUGCCGCGGCCUGGCCUCCAUGCCCAGUCCUCGAACUCUGUACCGUCGACACCCUUCCAGCGGCCGCGAGAUCUGACCAGGCGCUUUUCCCGCUCGCCUUCUCCCAACCGCGGCCUCAGCAACCAGUCCCCGCGAUCCGUGGCGUCAGAAGCCGUGGGCAACAAAGCCACACUUCAUCGAGGCGCGCCUGUCAUUUGCAAGUUCGAGUCUGGUCAAGAGUACAGAAAAAGACGGAUGCCGUACAAUGAGGGUGGCGACCAAGAGCUGCGCCCGCCCAAAAAGGAGCCCAAGCGGACGUUGACCCCGAACGAGCAAGACAAGCUUAGUGGUGACAUGCGCGAGCUCUAUGAUCGGUUAUUGCCAUCGCAAGAGAGUGAAGACAGGAGAGCACGGCUGAUUGAGAAGCUGGAUCGGAUACUGAACGAGGAGUGGCCAGACAGUGACAUCCACGUCAAUGUGUUUGGGUCGUCGGGCAAUCUCUUGAGUUCGACAGAUUCCGAUGUGGAUAUCUGCAUCACGACGCCACUGAAAAAGUUGGAGUCGAUGCAUUCGCUUGCUGCGUUGCUCGACAAAAAUGGUAUGGAGAAGGUGGUGUGUCGAGCUGCCGCCAAGGUUCCCAUAGUGAAGUGUUGGGAUCCAGAGUUGGAGCUCGCCAUGGACUUGAACGUGAACAACCCGCUCGCUUUGCAGAACACCAGGAUGAUCAGGACCUAUGUACAACUAGACGACAGAGUGCGACCUUUGGCAAAGAUCAUCAAGUAUUGGACUAAGAGACGAAUACUGAAUGACGCUGCAUUUGGUGGCACCAUCAGCUCAUACACCUGGAUAUGUAUGAUCAUCAGUUUCUUGCAAAGACGAGAACCGCCGAUACUGCCAUCACUACAGAAGAUGGAUGGCCAUCGACGGAAGUCAGAGAGUGGCGAAACUUCUUCGUUCGCAGACGAUGUGGAAUCCCUCAAGGGCAGUGGAGCCGCCAACAAGGAGUCUCUGGGAGAGCUGCUCUUCCAGUUCUUUCGGCAUUAUGGAUACGAGUUCGAGUAUUCGAAGCAUGUCGUCUCAAUACGAGAGGGCAGGCUGGUGCUGAGAAAGGAGAAAGGGUGGGAUCCGACUGACUAUGGCGACAAGGAAUCUCACAAUCGAUUGUGUGUGGAGGAGCCAUUCACUACCGUUCGAAAUUUGGGAAACUCGGCAGAUUACUACGCUUGGCAUGGGAUCCAUCUCGAGAUACGGCGCGCGUUCGAGCUCCUUGAGGACGGUUUGCAACUGGAGAGGUGCUGUGAGCAGUAUGAGUUUCCUCCAGAGGAGAAACCCAUAUUUCAGAGACCGCCGCCCAAGCCCAAGCCGACCCUGACGAGGAGUGCAUCCCAAUCUGGACAAUCGAAUCGAGAGCAAGGGUCUGGAUCAAGACGGAAGAACAACAAUCGAAAUCAAUCGGCCCAGCGACCUGGUGGACGGAGAGCGUCGAGUGGUGCAUACUUCAGCAAUCUCAACCGCAGCCUACCCUUCAGUCCGCCGAUGGGUGGGAAUAACGGCGACUAUUUCCAGAUGAAGGGCUCUCUACAUGAGCAGCUGUUCCAGCAGUAUCAAUUCCUGCAAGCACAGCAAGAUGCCCUGCGCGCGCAGUUGACUCAUCAGCAAGCACAACAGCAUGCCCAGGCGCAAGCGCGAGUCGGCGAUUUGGCCGUAUCCCAAGGGUCACCGCGCCCACGGCCCUACCUCAAUGGAGUGCCCAGCCCACGUAUGAUGGACAAUGCACCUCAAACGGCACCGCUGUUACCAGGCUAUCUAUACCACUACCCAGGUCGCAUGCAUCCACCGCCUUCUCCCAUGUCGCAGGCUCGAUCUCGAGAAAGCGGCGGCACGAGCACGAAUCCAUCUUCACCAUCUUUGGUGGCUGCAGUUCCAGCUCUGCGCAGACAAGCGCAUCGCGCGUCAGUGCCUGACGGUGCAGCUAAUUCUGUUAGGUCACAGUCUCAGCCAGGCCGCACACUGCCGCACCCACUCGCAAUGCAGCAACAGGCCCAUCCUGGAUACGAUCCAUCAGGCGCUCUUGGUCCACAGUAUCAGGUCCCUCGUUCGGUGUCGCAGAUGCAUCCGCAAGCCCAUCAAGCGAUGCAAUAUCCAUACCCUCACUUGUCGGCAGCGCAUGCCAAUGGGCAUGGCAUCGAUCCGGCGCUGCCCAAGGAGUACGUUGGCUACUAUGUGCAGUCACCUCAACUUGGACCCCAGUUCGCAACGGCCCCUCAAAUGCCGCCUCCACCGAUGCAAUUGCGCGAUCCACCAUCGAGGCAACGACGGGUGACGCCUGAUCUGAUGCCACCGAUGAUGAAUGGUAGGCAUACCUCUCGCUCACCAUCGCCGCUCGGUCACUUGCGCAGCUUUUCGACUACAGCAGACCGGCGAGCAAGCCAACCUACCGUCAUCCAAAGCCCACCAGGCGUUGACCCCAAUUGCAUGAAUCCACCUGCCCCAGCAACACCGGCGGAGACCGACAUUGGGGGACCCAUCAUCGUGAAUGGAUCAAAUCGAGGACCUGCGCCAAAACCCACAGAGAAGGCUAAUGGCGUGCAUACGCAGGGUCAGCAACUUCAGAAUGAGGUUCCACAGCCAUUGCAGCUGGACGAGAAUGCUCGUUCAAAGCCUCUGCCUCUACGUACCGACUUUGCUCCCACGACGCCAGAUGGUGCGAGGAGAUCAUCUUCACCAAGACUUUCGCCGACCUCCCAGCCCAAGCCGGAUCGUCACGUCCUAUCACCGAAUGGAACCAUGAACGGAGACCAUUACCAUGAGAGCACACCCAUCACCAGUGCUGCACCGCUACUCUCUCCUGUCGCAGAGCUGAGGACACCAUCUCCGACGCACCAACGUGGUUUCGACCCACAGCAAGACUCUCCUGAAGCUAAUGGCGGCCUUGUCAAGGCUGCCAAGAUCGCCAAUGCGAAGCAAGCUGCCAGGCAACUGGGCGAGAACCAAAACCCCGUGCCAAGGACGGAUUCGAGACAUGAGCGCAGAGGAAGUGCACCGAUUCCUACCGCCAGCAAGCCUGCUCAACCGAUCAAGUCAUCCACACUCCAGGCUCCUGGCCCACUCGCCAACAGCAACAGCCAAACCUCCUGGCAGCAGGUACCGAAGAAAGGCCACAAGAAGAACAAGUCUACCACGGGCGCCAAGUCUUCGAAUGGAUCUGGAGGCCAGCCUAUGCCGGCUAACGAAGCCGAGCGGAAGGGCGGCUAG